AUGGCGAAGGAGACCAGGACACCACAGCCCACCAGAAACACCGAAGCGGGGAAGGAGGGGAAGACCCCCUGUCCACCCAAGUCCAGAGGAAAGGGCAAGGCGCCCAAGACAACCUUGAAGCUUAAAAGACGCCCCCAAGGGAGUCUGAGGAAAAAAGCUGCUGCAAGAAUGACCACCCUCUCAAUUCAACCCCCAAAAGGGAAAAAGCCAACACUAUUCGGCCACUAUCACCGGCUGAAUCAGGAACUGCAGCAAAAAGAGCUGAAGCAAAUCCGAAAGGACGAGGAGAUGCCCAGCACCUAA
This is a messenger RNA of Cynocephalus volans (Philippine flying lemur), 303 nucleotides long. Its product is annotated as spermatid nuclear transition protein 4-like. The transcript has 2 exons. NCBI's taxonomy places the organism in Eukaryota, Metazoa, Chordata, Mammalia, Dermoptera, Cynocephalidae. The record is from RefSeq and is a predicted model, not a curated record. Bases 1 to 303 code for a protein of 100 amino acids.